Molecule: messenger RNA, 2042 nt
Organism: Chiroxiphia lanceolata (lance-tailed manakin)
Lineage: Eukaryota; Metazoa; Chordata; Aves; Passeriformes; Pipridae
Exons: 7
Cellular component (GO): nucleus
Source: RefSeq, a predicted model, not a curated record
UGGGAGAUCCGAGCUGUAGUCUCCCUGGCGGCUCAGCAGAGCUGCUGCAUCUGUGGCCAGAGAGGGGCCACCAUUUCCUGCUGUAGAAGAAACUGUGACCUGAGCUUCCACCUGCCCUGUGCCAAGCAGGGAGGCUGUGUCACCCAGUUCUGCAGACCAUUCAGGGCCUUCUGCCCCGCACACAGCCCAGAGCAGGCAGUGGAGGCGACUCCAGAGCCGGGCACCCAAUGCCUCAUCUGCAUGGAGCCUGUGGAGGACAGAAAGACCUUCAACACCCUGGUGUGCCCAGCCUGCAAAACCGCCUGGUUCCACAGGGCCUGCAUCCAAGGACAGGCUCUGCAUGCUGGUCGUAUCUCCUUCCAGUGCCCCCUCUGCAGAAAUGAUGAGGCAUUUAUAAGAGAUAUGUUCACCAUGGGGAUCCAAAUCCCCUUGAGACCACCAUCAUGGGAGGGCUUUAAUGCAUUCGAUGAGCUGGGAGACAGACACAGGCACUGUGAUGCCAGUGAGUGCCUUUUUCCAGGAGGCAGGCACGAGGCAGAGGAGGAGGGGCCCUGGCAAUUGCUCCUGUGCUCCUCCUGUGCUGCUGAGGGCACUCACAGACGCUGCUCUGGCCUGAGGAACAGCAUAACCAGAUGGGAAUGUGAUGGCUGUGCUGGUCUGGGCACAGGUAAAAGGCAAAGCACCCUGGUGACCGUGGGCACGGCAGUGGGUGCCCAGGGUGGGUUUGGCAGAGCCUGUCUGCUCCAGGAGGGCUGGAGGCACUGCUCUGGCCUAUCCUGGCCCAGGUCUGGGGUGGCCUUGACAUUCCUGCUUCCCCUCACAGGCUCCCGAGAUGAGUCAGAGCUUGCUGGUGUCAGUGUGGCCAGACAGUCAGGACUGGAGCCUUCUGACGGUUCCAGGGAACCCAGGACCAUCAGCCCCAACACAGGCAGCCUGGUGUUAUCAGGGUUGUCUCCCAGUUCUGCACCACUGGAGACCAUCAGCCCCAGUCCCAGUGUCCAGGUGCCAUCCCCUGGAUCUUCAGCACCACAGACCAGCAACCACCGUACCAACCUCCAGGCAACAUCGGAGCAGUCUCUGCAAUCUCCCUCACAGGAGACGAGCAGCUCCAGCCCUGACAGUCAGGCAACAUCGGGGUCAUCCCAGAGCAGCUUCCCAGCAACUGAGGACAGCAGCUGCUCCAGGAGUCGGGGGCCUGACCGCCGGCAAAACCACCCCCGUCGGCAACGUCGGGCCCAAAAUCCACACCUUCGGUCCAGAAGUCCCCUGGACAGGACUCAUGUGCCAGCACCAAGUCCUGGGAGGCGCAGGCCCUGGCAGAGACCAUCAGGGACAUCCCGCAGGCGAAACCGCUCCCGCCUGCAACGUCCGACCCCAAAUCCAUCCAGCCGGUCCAGAAGCCGCCGUGACAGGAGCCACGUGAGAGCACCCAGUGCUGGGAGGAGCAGCCGCAGCCACGAAACAUCAAGAACAUCCCACACCCAAAAUCGUUCCCGCCAACAACAUCAGGCCCCAGAUCCAUCCCGCCGGUCCAGAAGUCGCCGUGACAUAAACUGUGUGAGAGCACCAAGUGCUGGGAGCCGCAUCCCCAGCCAGGAAGCAUCAGGGACAUCCCGCAGGCGAAACCGCUCCCGCCUGCAACGUCCCACCCCAAAUCCAUCCGGCCGGUCCAGAAGUCCCCAUGGCAGGACCUGCACACCAGCACCAAGUACUGGGAGGCGAAACCCAAGGGAGACAGCUGCCAGGACUUCCCAAAGGCAACACCACUCCCGCCAGCAGCGUCGGACGCCGAACUCAUCCAGCAGAUCCAGAAGUCGCCACGACAGGAGCCGUGUUAGAGCACCAGGUGCUGCCAGGCGCACUCACCGGUGGGACGGUGAGACAGGGACCCACCGCUGACACGUCCCAUGUCACACAGGGAGGAGCAGGCCCCCAAAGGGAGAGAGCCAGCAUGCCUGCUGUGUCAGCCAUCAGAGGCUGACUCAGAUAUCUGCGGGGAAAAACUCCAGAGAUAUGGGCUCUGUGCCCAUGAGUUCUGCCUG